This is a messenger RNA of Peromyscus eremicus (cactus mouse), 1027 nucleotides long. RefSeq names its product mediator complex subunit 21 (gene Med21). The coding region runs from base 463 to 858 and encodes 131 amino acids. Gene Ontology annotation, biological process: regulation of transcription by RNA polymerase II. The record is from RefSeq and is a predicted model, not a curated record. NCBI's taxonomy places the organism in Eukaryota, Metazoa, Chordata, Mammalia, Rodentia, Cricetidae. The transcript is spliced from 4 exons. Gene Ontology annotation, molecular function: transcription coregulator activity. Gene Ontology annotation, cellular component: mediator complex.
CCACCACAAAGUGUUCAGUGUUUGUGUUUGCGGUUGGUGCAAGAGUACCUGGAAUGUGAGCUUGCCUUGGCUUCUGUAGGCCACUCUGACCAGUCCUUAAAGAGUACCGUGUACUAGAGGAGUCUCUUUAGAUCUGGUUCUCGAUGGCUUUCCAUUUGUUUAAAUCCGCUUUAGGAUCUGCCCUGAAUGGCAGAGAUGAAGCUCUUGCAGCGCAGUACCACGGACAGACUGUACACAAGGGCAAUUUUUGUUUUGAGACAGGGUCUCACUGUCUAACACUGGCUGACCUGGAAAUCACUGUGGAGACCAGGCUGCCCAACAACUUGGGAAUCAAAAUCUACAACAGAAGCUCCUGAAAACUGCUAGCUAUACUAACUUUGUCCCUUCUGGCUGUUAUUCUUGCUUAUUAUACAUGAAUGGUAACUACACACAAGCUAAACAAUACUUCUGAGCCGAGCAAGAAUGCUUGCAGAUCAGUUUUGUAAUGCCAUUGGAGUGUUACAGCAGUGUGGUCCUCCUGCCUCUUUCAGUAACAUUCAAACAGCAAUUAAUAAAGACCAACCAGCCAAUCCUACAGAAGAAUAUGCCCAGCUUUUUGCAGCACUGAUUGCACGAACAGCAAAAGAUAUUGAUGUUUUGAUAGAUUCCUUACCCAGUGAAGAGUCUACAGCUGCUUUACAGGCUGCUAGCUUAUAUAAGCUAGAAGAAGAAAACCAUGAAGCUGCUACAUGUCUGGAGGAUGUUGUUUAUCGGGGAGAUAUGCUUCUGGAGAAGAUCCAAAGUGCACUUGCUGACAUUGCACAGUCACAGCUGAAGACCAGAAGUGUUACCCAUAGCCAGUCUCUUCCAGACUCGUAGCAUCAACAGAACAUGUGACUGAGAAAAGAACUGUUUGGAUGACACUAAGAAUGCUGCAUCAGAUUCAAUGUAAGCUCUACCAACAGCUACAGAAUAUCAUAUGCUUUGACUGUGUUACCUUUUUUAACUAGUUUUCACUCUUAAUAAAAUAAAAAGCUUUAAAAUUGCA